ACUCGUUUAGGUUAGAAUCUGUGUCAUUUCUGAGGUAAUAACAAAAAUAUGUGAUCAAAUUUAGGAACCAUAAGAUAAAUGAUAAAGAAACGAAUCGAUUUUCUGAAUAAAGGAUAACAUUCAAAGAAAAAUAACCGACAAAAAUGGCAAAUACUGGGGUACUCCCCUUCGUUAGAGGAGUGGACUUCACUCGAAAUGACUUCAGUGUAAGUUCUACAAAUUUGGAACUACUAUUUAAAAUACUGUUGUCCUUUUAUUUUAAGGGCGAAAAGUUUCCUGAUGCGGUAAGUUCAAUGACUGGAGUGCAAUGGUUGAAGUUAGAUCGAACGAAUUUGAGCGAAAUUCCCAAAGAAAUGAGAAAUUUGAUGAAAUUGGAACAUCUGUCCCUCACCAGAAACAACUUAGAAAAGUUGUUUGGGGAACUAACUGAAUUAAAUUGUCUGCGAACACUAAAUUUGCGACACAAUAAAGUGAAAAGUUCAGGAAUACCUGCUGAGCUGUUUCAUUUGGAAGAAUUAAGUACCUUGGAUUUAAGUCACAACAACCUCAAAGAAGUACCUGAAGGCUUAGAUAAGGCUAAAUCAUUAUUAGUUUUAAAUUUGAGUCAUAACCAUAUCGAUUCAAUUCCAAACUCCCUUUUUAUCAACCUUACCGAUUUGUUGUUUCUGGACCUCAGUGACAACAACUUAGAGACUCUUCCACCCCAAACGAGGAGACUUGCAAAUUUACAGACUUUUGUUUUAAACAACAACCCUUUAUGCCAUUUCCAGUUAAGACAAUUGCCAUCGUUGUUGAAUUUAGAAACUUUACAUAUGAGAAACACACAGAGGAACUUGAACAACUUUCCUAGCAAUUUGGAAAAUCUGACCAAUUUAACUGAUAUAGAUUUAGCAGAAAACGCUUUGCCGAAAGUUCCCGAAGCUCUAUAUUCCUUGUCAAAUUUGAAAAGACUGAAUUUGAGCGAUAAUGAAAUAACUGAACUUUCGACAGCAAUGGAAUUUUGGCAAAAAUUGGAAACCUUAAAUUUAUCCCGUAAUAAAUUAGUUUCUCUACCAGCAUCUCUCUGCAAAUUGUUUGCUUUAAGGCGACUAUACGUAAAUGAUAACCAGUUAGAUUUUGAGGGAAUUCCUUCGGGUAUAGGAAAGCUCAGCAACUUGGAAGUGUUUUCUGCAUCCAAUAAUCAGCUUGAAAUGAUCCCAGAAGGUUUGUGCAGAUGCGGAUCUUUGAAAAAAAUGAACUUAAGCUCCAAUCGACUGAUAACUCUUCCUGACGCUAUUCAUCUCUUGACAGAUUUAGUAACUUUAGAUUUAAGGGACAAUCCCGAGUUGAUAAUGCCACCUAAACCUGUUGAAAUGACUAGAGGUGCUGGAAUCGAGUUUUAUAAUAUCGAUUUUUCUCUGCAAAAUCAGUUGCGUUUAGCUGGAGCUAAUGUACCAGUGCCAGCACCGGCACACAAUCCCAGCAAAGACCCAAUAGCAAGAAAAAUGCGAUUGAGAAGAGGAAGGAGAGAUCAUGAGGAGGCCGAUCAAGAUCAAGCGAAAAUACUAAAGGGUAUGAAAGCUAUUGCAAAAGAAAAAAAUAGAAGCAUCCAAGAAGACGCCAAAGCAGUGUCAUUAAAGCCAAAACGUUGGGAUGAAACUUUAGAAAAACCUCCUCUUGAUUACUCUGAGAUUUUUGAGGAAGAUGCUGGGCAGGUACCGGGUCUCACCAUUUGGGAAAUCGAAAAUUUCCUACCUAACAGAAUAGAUGAAGUGGCGUAUGGAAAAUUCUAUGAAGGCGACUGUUACAUCGUCCUCAAAACUACAUUAGAUGAAAAUCAGUCUUUGUCUUGGGAAAUUUACUUUUGGAUAGGAGAGAAAGCUUCAUUGGAUAAAAGAGCUUGCUCUGCAAUUCAUGCAGUUAAUUUAAGGAAUUACCUUGGAGCUCAAUGUCGAACUAUAAGGGAAGAACAAAGUGACGAAUCAGAAGAAUUUUUGGGACUUUUUGAUGCUCAGAUUACUUACAUUGAAGGCGGAAGAACAUGCAGUGGAUUCUUCACAGUCGAAGACAAUACCUUCGAUACCAGAUUUUACAGAGUUCACCCAUCAGGCCCAUCGAUUCACUUGGAACCCGUAGCAGUAUCUAUAGAUUCUCUUGACCCAUGCUUCGUUUUGAUUUUGGAUACGGGCAUGAAAAUUUAUCUCUGGAAUGGCAAAAGUGCCAAGAACACUCUAAAGUCUAAGGCGCGGUUGAUGUGUGAAAAAAUCAACAAGAACGAACGUAAAAACAAGGCAGAAAUCAUCAGCGAAACAACGGGUAAUGAAAGUAAAGAGUUUUGGAUGGGUCUGGGCCAACCUGAUGGGGAACGCCCAAAAGAACUUCCCAAGGAACACGUUGAUCCCAACUUUGUACCCAUACCACCACGGUUGUACCGAAUUCAGUUAGGAAUGGGAUAUUUGGAAUUGCCACAAGUCGAAGUGUCUCAUGGUAAAUUAGUCAAUACGCUAUUAAAUAGCAAAAAUGUGUACAUUUUAGACUGCUAUUUGGAUGUCUUUGUCUGGAUUGGUAAGAAGUCCACAAGGCUGGUUAACGCAGCCGCUGUCAAACUUUCUGAAGAGCUUUUUAAUAUGAUUGACAGACCAGAGUAUGCUUUAGUAACGAGAGUACGAGAAGGAACUGAAUCACAGAUUUUUAAAUCCAAAUUCGUGGGUUGGGACGAAGUGAUUGCCGUAGAUUUCACACGUACCGCAGAAUCUGUCCAAAAGACAGGUGCAGAUCUAACAAAAUGGGCGAAACAGCAAGAGACCAAAGCGGAUUUGACUGCUCUAUUUACUCCAAGACAGCCGUCGAUGCCUCUUAGCGAGGCUCAACAACUGAUGGAGGAAUGGAACGAAGACCUAGAGGCCAUGGAGGCACUUGUUUUAGAAGGCAAGAAGUUUGUACGGUUGCCUGAGGAAGAGUUAGGCACCUUCUACUCCAUGGACUGCUACGUGUUCCUGUGCCGUUAUUGGAUGCCCCAGGAGGACAUGGACGAUUCCGUCCCAGUGGACGAUACUGAUGAUUUCCAAUGGGUCUGCUACUUCUGGCAAGGCAGGGACGCCUCCAACAUGGGUUGGCUUACGUUCACUUUUACCUUACAGAAGAAGUUCAAGGCUCUGUUCCAAGAUAAGUUGGAAGUAGUUCGCACGUACCAGCAACAAGAAAACAUGAAGUUCAUGGCCCACUUCAAGAGAAAGUUUAUCAUUAAACAGGGAAAGAGGAAGCAGAAGGAAGAUACGAAGGCUGUAGAAUUUUACCAUUUGAGAUCGAAUGGUAGCGCACUUUAUACGAGGCUGGUGCAGAUCAGGCCCGACGCUUCAAUGCUUAAUUCAGCAUUCUGUUAUAUUUUGAACGUACCUUUCGAGCAAGAAGACGAUUCUGGCAUCGUAUAUGUCUGGAUCGGUUCAAAGUCAGACCCAGACGAAGCGAGAUUAAUUCAGGAAAUCGCUGAGGAUAUGUUCAACAGCCCUUGGGUAACCUUACAGGUAUUGUCUGAAGGAGAAGAGCCAGACAACUUCUUCUGGCUGGGAUUGAGUGGUAAAAAACCGUACGACAUAGACGCUACUUUCAUGGAAUACACAAGAUUGUUCAGGUGUUCCAACGAGAAGGGAUACUUCAUUGUGUCCGAGAAAUGCUCAGACUUCUGUCAGGAUGACUUGGCAGAUGACGAUAUCAUGAUCUUGGAUAACGGUGAGCAAAUAUUUUUGUGGUUGGGAGCAAAAUGCAGCGAAGUUGAAAUAAAACUGGCAUACAAAUCUGCACAGGUGUACAUCCAACACAUGAGAGCAAAACAGCCUGAUAGGCCUAGAAAGCUGUUUUUAACACUGAAGAAUAAGGAAUCGAGACGUUUUACUAAGUGUUUCCAUGGAUGGGGAGCACAUAAAAAGCCACCCGAGUAAAAAUAUAAAUAUGACUAAUAACAUUUUUUUUUAAAACGGUUUUCACAGUAUUACGAAAGGGUUUUUUACAAAAUAAAGCAUAAAUAUAUCUACAGCCUUUUUCAAGUAACUGAAAAUAAUUAUGCUUAAAAGAAAGCAAUACUUAACAGUUUUUGUACUUAUUUAUUAGCGCACAAUGUAAUAUAUGCCUAUAUUAUAUAAAUAAAAAGUAACAGCACAA
This is a messenger RNA of Anoplophora glabripennis (Asian longhorned beetle), 4137 nucleotides long. It is a transcript of the gene fliI, whose product is annotated as protein flightless-1. The coding region runs from base 144 to 3917 and encodes 1257 amino acids. The record is from RefSeq and is a predicted model, not a curated record. Gene Ontology annotation, cellular component: nucleus; actin cytoskeleton; cytoplasm. The transcript is spliced from 16 exons. Lineage: Eukaryota; Metazoa; Arthropoda; Insecta; Coleoptera; Cerambycidae. Gene Ontology annotation, biological process: barbed-end actin filament capping; myofibril assembly; actin polymerization or depolymerization. Gene Ontology annotation, molecular function: phosphatidylinositol-4,5-bisphosphate binding; actin filament binding.